AUGGUGUUUUCUAUUAUCUUUGACCAGUCUCAUUUCGAUGGUGUUAUGCUUCGUUUUCGCUUGUUCCCAUGUCCCCAACCGAACAAAACCAAUUCGAUCAGCAAUGCUCGUACUACCGCAUCUAUAUUUUCAUCACAUUCUGUAACUACUCCAAUUACCCCAACUUGCGAUUCACCUUUGCUACCAAACACAUCGGCGACUGUCUCAAAUGUAUCAGUCCAAUCUCCCUUUCGACGACACCGACCGCGCCGGCAGACUCUUCGUUCUUGUGGCCGACCAGUCUCAAGCCCGCCAAGUUGCUCAAUGGAUUCUACUGAAUCCGAUAUAAAAUUAUGCAGUAACUGUGACUCCAACAAAAAAAAGCAAUACCAAACAUAUGAUCCAUUAAAAGGGCUGGUCUUAGUUCAACCUGACAAUGAUAAACGAGAAUAUGAGUCAUCAUCUUCCUCUUCCUACUCUUCUAGUCCUCAUGAUCAUCCCACAGCAGUCCCAGAGAUUCGCCAAUACUUACCCAAUCCACUUGAGUCGGUUGGGCAAGUAGUCCACCUGACUAGCUGGAUUGAAGUUGCGAGCGCCGAGUCUGCAUUUAGGUAUUCUAUUUUCUCAGUUCUUGCAGUGAUGGAAGAUGGUCAAGUUCGUCUUUGGAAUUUGAAUCCGCAUAUAUCCUAUCCCGUUGACCAUCAGCUAUUCCAUCCAGAUUUUUUAUACCCGACUACAAUUUGGCCAGCACUUCACAUUCCUGACCCGCUGUUGCCUGAUUUAUGCCUUGAGACUUCCCUUAAUAAUCAUCUAAAUCGGCGAUCAUCACUUCUGCCUCAGAGUGAUGAAUUUGGCCCGCAGAUACUAAAUCCUCCCUUUCCGGGCUUAUCCAUCUCUUGGUUCACUUGCCGUCGCCUUUUUACCAUGUCUCAUUUACGAGAUAACUUCACUCAUGAUUCUUCUGAAAUUGGCCCCAUCGUCUGGAUAAGCGCUGGCUACGAUGGUCAAGUCUUUGGGCGUCAACUAACCUCAUCUGAACGGACGAACACUUCUGCUCCUGCCAAUUGUGGUGUUGACUCUUCUACUAUUCACGGUUGGUCACUGAAUCUGCAUUCCGCGCAUAGAUCUCACGUCAUCUGUGAUGCCGACGUCGAUUCAUCAGGCUUUUGGCUUGCAACUGCAAGCGUCGAUCAGACGUGCAAAAUCUGGUGCCUCCGAACACAAACACAGAUUUUCUCCACUUCUCAGAAAAGCUGCAUUCGUUCAUGCCGCUUCCGACCUGUAUUUGCGCCUGACGAACUUUACCUGGCCACAGGAAACGAUUCCGGACUGCUCAUGAUUUGGCAUAUAAUACUUCCUCAGAGAUAUGUCAUUUCUUUUGCCUAA
Messenger RNA from Protopolystoma xenopodis, 1365 nucleotides. NCBI's taxonomy places the organism in Eukaryota, Metazoa, Platyhelminthes, Monogenea, Polystomatidea, Polystomatidae. The record is from the annotation of a GenBank genome assembly.